Messenger RNA from Parus major (Great Tit), 5237 nucleotides. Its product is annotated as olfactory receptor 52B2-like. Gene Ontology annotation, biological process: G protein-coupled receptor signaling pathway. Gene Ontology annotation, molecular function: olfactory receptor activity; G protein-coupled receptor activity. The record is from RefSeq and is a predicted model, not a curated record. Gene Ontology annotation, cellular component: membrane. The transcript has 2 exons. Lineage: Eukaryota; Metazoa; Chordata; Aves; Passeriformes; Paridae. The coding region runs from base 399 to 1541 and encodes 380 amino acids.
CCAUCCCAGCCCCUGCCCACCCUGCCAGGGAACAAUCCCUGCCCAAUCAUGAUCCUGUAGAUUGUUGAUUUGAUCAAUGACCUUCAGGAUAAUUACAAUCACGAUGAUAGGUCACUGCCCAAGGGCUGGCGUUGGGUGGCAGAGGGGCCCUGGCAGCUUGAGGGGAAGGGAGUUCUCCGUGUUUAGGGAGGUUUCAGCAGUGGAACGGGACAGUUUUCACCUGCAGACAUCCACGAUGCUCUGGAUCCCAGGAGCGCCCAGGCUGUGCCCAUUUCCUGCUCAGCUCUUCUCCAGCCCGGCCCAGUGGCCGGUGAGGAGAGAGGAAAAUCACUUGCAAUGCAAAUGAUGGAAAAGCAGGAAAUGCCUCACCUGGGAGUGUUAAAUGCUGUUAAUGGUUAAUGCACCGGCAAUUUAAACCUCCCCAGGUCCAGGGACUGAUGCUUCUUCUGAGGUGUGGGACAGAGAGGACCGGUAUCAUCAGCUUUGGGCUCCCCCGAGCUCUGCUCCACUCGGGGCUGGCCCUUGAGCUGAGUCAGGCUGACCCCGAGCACGGGAACACCAUGUACGAGCUCAACGAGAGCAGCUUCGACCCCAUCACCUUUGUCCUGACAGGCAUCCCGGGCAUGGAGGAGUCCCACAUCUGGAUCUCCGUCCCCUUCUGCCUGAUGUACCUCACCGCAGUGCUCAGCAACCUGGUCCUUCUGUUUGUCAUCACCACGGACCGGGGCCUCCACGAGCCCAUGUACCUGUUCCUCGCCAUGCUGGCUCUCUCUGACCUCAUGCUGUCCACCACCACCGUGCCCAAAAUGCUGGCAAUCUUCUGGUUCAGUGCCAGGGAGAUUUCCUUCGAUGCCUGCAUCACACAGAUGUUCUUCACCCAUUUCAGCUUCAUCGUGGAAUCCUCCGUGCUGCUGGCCAUGGCCUUUGACCGCUACGUGGCCGUGUGCGACCCGCUGCGCUACGCGUCCAUCCUGACCCCGUCGGUCAUCGGCAAGAUCGCCGUCAGCGCCGUGGCCCGCGGCUUCUGCAUCAUGUUCCCACCCAUCUUCCUCCUGAAGCGCCUGCCCUACUGCGGGCACAACGUGAUGCCCCACACCUACUGCGAGCACAUGGGCAUCGCCCGCCUGGCCUGCGCCGACAUCAGGGCCAACGUCUGGUACGGGCUGACCACGGCGCUGCUCUCCUCGGGCCUGGACGUGGUGCUCAUCGCCGUCUCCUACGUGCUGAUCCUCAGGGCGGUGUUUCGCCUCCCAUCCCGGGAGGCUCGCCUCAAAACCCUCAGCACCUGCGGCUCCCACCUCUGCGUGAUCCUCAUGUUCUAUGUGCCCGCCUUCUUCUCCUUUCUCACGCAUCGCUUUGGCCACCAAAUCCCCAGUCGCGUCCACAUCCUCCUGGCCAACCUCUACGUCGUGGUGCCGCCCAUGCUCAACCCCAUCGUCUACGGGGUGAGGACCAGGCAGAUCCGGGAGCGCGUCCUGCGCCUCCUGUGCCCCGCGGGGGACAGGGAGCGUCCCUGCCCCGGCUGGGGGGGCGGCUGCUGAGCGGGGGGAAGAGGGACGGGGUCUGGAAAGCAGCACCAAAGGCUGCAGCUCUUCUCAGCCUGGAGGAACUGCUUUGCCCAAGGGGUUCAAGGGAAGCUGAAGGUGGUGUGAAACGUGGAUGUGGGUCAUCGACAUCUUCACUGCUGCUGUCUUCUCCUGGAGCUGCUUCCCCUGAAUUUCCUUCACUGGCAGAGACUGGGUAGGUUCAGCUGAGAAGCAUCAAUGCCUGCUGACUCAAUGUCACUGUUACAGCUGGUUAUGUUUGCUGUCCUACAGCUCGAUUUCUGCCUGUUCCUGCACCUUCCUAACAGUGUCCAGACCAUGGACACCUUGUUGGCUGCCAGACUGAAGCAUGGCACACCAAGCAUGGCUGGAUGGGUGUCACACCGCUCACCAUGGCCCAGCGGGGCUACACCCUCCUGUCCUCACUGCUGAGGGACCCUGCCACUUCCUACUGCUGAAGGUGUUUCCCUGCUGAAGUGCUCUGAGAACCUGGGAAAGGCUUCAUUGUCCUGUGUAAGAGGGAAAUAUUUCCCUUAAUCCGUGACUCCCAAACGCAAUCCAAGCCUUUAGAGUGGUGUUUGAGGGGACAGUGGUCCUACAGCCACCACAUCCCACAGGGCUGCUUUCUGUCUUGGCCAGCCCAGCUGUGCCUUGUCCAGGCAGCAUCCAGGGAGUUUUGGUUGUGAUCAGGGAGCCCUUUCUGGAGGCUCCACAGUCCAGCUCUCCUGGCAAUGCCAGGAGUGGGAUGGUGUGGCCCUGUGUCACCCGUGAGGCCCCACGAAGGGCCUGGUGUGUUCCUGAUGUUACUCAUGGGAUGGAGCAGAUCAGCCAUCGCUGCAGAAUGUCCUUUUGCCCUGACUGUGAGGGCAGCCAGCACUUGCCAGUCCCACAGCCUGACUGGGCUGCAAAGCUUUCAGACCUGCCCAUGGUGGGGAAAGCACUGCUCAGAGACCUCAGAGGUGUCUCAUCUGCAGAGGGUGGUGACCCUGGACAUGCUGGGGAACGGCUCUGCCAGGAUCUGGACUCUGUGAAAUGUUGUGCCCUGCAUCAGGGCGGGAGCUGUGGGACCUUUCUGGGCUGGUGGAACCCGAUGUUCCUGGUGGAGGGCAGGAGCCAUGGACACAGCAGGUGUGUUCAGACCUGAAUGGCACAGGAGCAGAGCUCAACACAGCAACCCAACCAGCAAACUGCUCCAGCCACACCAGUAAUGCUGCCACGACUUCAGGAGAAAAGGGGAAGAGACACAGUCAUGAUUUCAGAUCAAAACCCCCCCCAAAAGUUUUUCACUUUUGCAGCACGUUUCUUCUUUGUUUUAUUUUCCUCUGAUCUGAUCAAAGGUGGCACCCUGUGACUGGCACAGGGGAAAUGAAAGUCUGUUCAUUAAAGGCUGUUUGUGUACCAGCAGAGAUAACGGAGCUGGGUACAAAAGCUGCUCGUGUCGCUGGGUUCUUUCAAUGUCCUCAGAACGUUCGUGCUUGCAUUGGCUUUCUUAGCAAAAAGGAAAAAAACAAAAGAGUGUUUGCACAGAGCAGCCAUGUGAUUUUUGAUAGGAGAGGAGCUGUGAGAAGGAAAAUGUGUCAGGAGAGCAUGCUGCUGUGGGCAGCUCUAAGAACAACUGAGCUGCCACCUGGACCUGUCAAUGUACAGAGCUUGGAGCAUCCUGGGACAGGGGAAGGUGUCCCUGCCCCUGCCAAGGGCUGGAAUCAGAUGAGCUUUAAGGUCCCUUCCAGCCCAAGCUGUUCUGUGAUUCCAUGACUCUGGGUGUUCCUUGGGGUCUCCCAGCAUGGUCCUACACGAUGGAGGAGGCAGUUCUGAACUCUGCUCUGCUCUGGUGGGUGUGGUGCCAGCUCAGGAGCAAACUGCCCAGGGAAACGUCCCCAGGUCAAUGAAUCACCAGCUGGACCAUUCCUGGCCAGGGGCCCGUGCCUAAUGGGGCAUUAGCCAGCCAAGCAGGGAGAUUUAUAUUUCCAGGUGGUUAAAAUGUCAGCUUAAUAGCUCACACAGGGUGGGAAACCACAGCUCCUUCUUUUUUUUUUUUUUUUCCCCCCAAAUUGGGAGACACCCAUUGUUUUUUUAGCUCAGCUCACGAUUUUGUGUGUUUGGAUUACAAGGAUCUUUGCCUGCCUGUGGCACAGAGUUAGAAUGAGAUGAGCUUUAAGGUCUCUCCCCACCUCAACCAUCCCACAAUUCCAUUAUUCUAUAAUUCCCACUGGUGUUUUUCCCACAUAGCACAUGCAGGAAGUAAAUGGAAUCUCAAAAAUCUUUGGAAAAUAACUGGAAGUCGCCGAGAAACACUUCUGUGCCCUCAGUGAAUGUUCCUGUGCCUGAAGGAAGAGCUGAGCCUGUGCCUGGGUUGGAGAUGGAGCCUGGGGUUUGUGCCCAGCCGGGCUCUUGGUGUGUGUUUGAGAGGGGAGCGUUCCCCAGCCUGUGAUUGCUUUCUGCACGGACUGGGACCAGCUCUGCUUUCAGCACAAAGCUCUGAGUGUGCCAGGUUCAAGAUCCCCAUUUCCACGCAGCUUUAUUGCUGCUGACAGACAAUGGCUCUUUGUUACCUGUCCUUCAUCUGCGCUGGCCGCGGUGCUUCAGAGCAGAGGAGCUCCCUGAUUUUAGCUCUCCCCUUUCCCUCUUCACUGCCUUGGCAAAGGGCAGGACAGAGGCUCCUUGGGAAGGGAGGAGGGGAGAGGAGAGCAUCCCUCGCGGUGCCAGCGAGCGGCUGGGGCAUGGAGCUCACCUGGGAGGGUGAGGAGUGCCCCGGAGCUCAGGGUGUCCCGUCCCUGGAAGUGUUCCAGGUCAGGCUGGAUGGAGCCUGGGGCAGCCUCGUCUAGAGGAAGGUGUCCCUGCCCAUGGGAGGGAGAACCAGGAUGAUUCUAUGGUUCUGUGAAAUGUUAAUUUAAUAAAAUCCCACUUCACAGGCAGAAGAUAAAGAGCACCAGCUCCCUGCCUGAAACGAGAUGGUAACUCAGCCUUCGGGGGGAAGUUUUGGGUGAUUGGUUUGAUCUCAUGGAUCAGAGAUUCCUGCUGCUCCCAAAGGUCCCUAACAGCUCCCUGAAGGGUCAUGGCAGUCUGGAGGCUGCUGACUGCAAUUUCCCUGCCCUCACUGCACAGCCUGCUGAGGGUCUCUGCAGGUUUCUAGGAGGUCCAAUAAAACCAGAAAUGGGGAAAAAAAAAUCACCUGAGAGGGUUUUAGCAGUAAUCUCUGCUGAUCUCCAGCUCAGAGCUCCCAAUUUCCUCUCCACUGAGGUUCCCAAAAAGUAAAAACAGCUCUUGGUCCUGAAGCAGUCGCAGUGUGUGGAAGAACGGGGCAGAGCUCACGGCUGGUGGCCAGGUCCUGCCAGCCCGGGCUGGCCCCGGAGCCCCUUUGUGGCCCAGGGUCGGGAGAUGAAAUGUGCAGCGAGUGACUGGAGCAGGGUGAUGAGCCAAGGGGUGGUGAGGGCUCACUCAGCUCCUUCAGGGGCACCGGGAAGGUUUUCAGGGCUUGCACAGCCGGUGCAGCCACCCGGGCACAGGAGCACAGAGCCCUCCCCACCCUGCAGGGCACCCCUGGACCGGGUACAAACACGGGCUGGGGCUGGCCCAGCUGGCCCAGGACAGCUCAGCAGGGGAGGGACUGACACAACAAGGCUGGGACCUGGCGCUGGGGGUUCAGCCUGUUGGGGGUUAGCUGCGGGCUAGGUGUCUUUUUUUAUUUUAUUU